AUGGGCUUUUCAUUGUCUUCGAAUUGGAAACAGCUACAACGAAAACAAAAAGCUGAAACGAAAGGAAUCGCAAAAAAACGACCCAGAUCGGCUGCUGCUAUCACUUCCAAAUCUGUCAAAGCAUCUGUUUCAGAUAAAGAAUCUGAUGUCUCGUUGAAGCUCACAAUCACGGAGUCCACAAAGGACAUUUCGCAUAGGAAAAAAGAAGUCGGCAAAUAUUUGGCCAUGGACUGUGAGUUUGUAGGGGCCGGAGAACAAGGAGAAUCGUCGAUCCUGGCUAGGGUAUCGUUGGUAAACUAUCACGGAAUAACUGUCUACGACACUUUUGUCCAUCCGACCGAAAAGGUGACAGAUUGGCGGACGCAUGUGAGUGGUGUCACUCCUGCACAUAUGAAGAAUGCUGUUUCGUUCAAAGAAGCCCAAAAAAAGGUUUCAGAUUUACUGGAUGGUAGAAUUUUGGUGGGACAUGAUGUGGGCCAUGAUUUGGAUGCCCUGAUGCUUUCUCAUCCAAGAUUCAUGAUUAGAGAUACUGCGAAACAUACACCUUUUAGAAAAAAAUACGCAGCGGGCAAGACACCAUCACUGAAAAAGCUCAGCAAGGAGAUUCUCGGUGUUGAGAUACAAUUAGGCCAGCACUCAUCUGUCGAAGAUGCAAGGGCGACAAUGAUGAUCUACAAGUCUGCGAAAGCCGAGUUUGAAACUAUAUUAAGGAAACCGCGACAAACUCGUAAAUGA
Messenger RNA from Ogataea angusta, 735 nucleotides. RefSeq lists its product as uncharacterized. Bases 1 to 735 code for a protein of 244 amino acids. The record is from RefSeq and is a predicted model, not a curated record. Gene Ontology annotation, cellular component: nucleus. Gene Ontology annotation, biological process: rRNA processing; ribosomal large subunit assembly. Gene Ontology annotation, molecular function: 3'-5' exonuclease activity; nucleic acid binding. The transcript has a single exon. NCBI's taxonomy places the organism in Eukaryota, Fungi, Ascomycota, Pichiomycetes, Pichiales, Pichiaceae.